ACGCCUACAUCGGGGACUAAAAUACAGGCAGAGAAAAAACACCGAUCCAACGGUCAGCGUAUCACCAGAUGGACGGUUGAAUGUUGCCGUUGAGAUCAGUUGCCGGCGAGCCAUUGAGGCACAGUGUGAACACAGUCUAGGCGGUUUGGAAAGAGAACAGUCCAGCUUUGGUCGCAUUUGCUGAGUUGGUGGUUUUAGGUUUCAUUUUCUCUAUUCCCAGAAUUUCUGCUCGGAGGAUCUCUCUCUCUCUCUCUCUCUCUCUUCGCUUGUGAUCUUGUCAAGAUAAGGUCACACAUGUAAUAUUGUGGAGCUGCAGGUUCACAACCCCAGAGGACAUGCGUUGUUGCUGUUUUGGUGCCUUCGCUCCAGCUAAAAAAGAUCUUCCUCAAUCACAAACAGGGUUCAGUGGUUUUUCUUCUGAUAAGAAUGUAAAGCUUUUCACCUACAAUGAGCUGCGAUCAGCAACAGAUAAUUUUAAUCCAAGAAAUCGGAUAGGCCGUGGUGGUUUUGGGAUGGUCUUCAAGGGAACUCUUCGAAAUGGAACAGUAGUUGCAGCGAAGGUUCUCUCCACAGAAUCAAAGCAAGGGAUUCAUGAAUUUCUGACUGAGAUUGAUACAAUCACAAACGUCAGGCACCCAAACCUUGUUGAGCUUCUUGGCUGUUGUGUUCAAGAAAAUAAUCGGAUAUUGGUGUAUGAGUAUGUAGAAAAUAAAAGCCUUGAUCGAAUAUUAUUAGGUCCCAAUAACUCGGCAGCUAAUCUGAAUUGGGAGUUAAGAUCUGCAAUUUGCAAGGGUGCUGCCUCAGGUCUCAAAUUUCUACAUGAAGAACUUGAUCCACCUAUUGUGCACAGAGAUAUCAAAGCUAGCAAUAUUCUUCUUGACAGCAAUUAUUUACCAAAAAUUGGAGAUUUUGGUUUGGCUAAGCUAUUUCCAGAUAAUGUCACUCACAUUAGCACUCGUGUGGCUGGGACAACCGGUUAUUUGGCGCCAGAAUACGCACUUCAUGGUCAAUUAACUAAGAAGGCUGAUGUAUAUAGCUUUGGAGUUCUUAUAAUUGAAAUUAUCAGUGGCAGAAGUGUGUCGAAGGGAUGGUUGUCGGACAUGGACAAACUUCUUUUGGAGUGGACAUGGCAGCUCUAUGAGGAAGGAAGACUGAAAGAACUGGUUGAUUCGAACCUCAAAGAAUAUCCGGAGGAGGAAGUGCUACGAUACAUCAAAGUUGCCCUCUUUUGCACCCAAGCAUCAGCAAAUCGAAGGCCGCCUAUGCCACAAGUAAUAGAGAUGCUCUCCAAGCCCAUACGACUCAAUGAGAAGGAACUGACACCUCCCGGCUUCAUCGAAGGCUCUAUGAGCACUAGUAAAGCUUCAAAGGCAACGAUAACAAGCAAUUUACGUACUAAAGAUGCAUCUUCCAGCGAUUCUUCGAUUCCAUUCAGCUCUGCUCCUGUUACCUGCACUGAACUCAUUCCUAGAUGAUCUAUAUUAGACAUUGGCAAAGUAUAGGACAUCUGCAUAGAAGAGAACUCGGAGUCUAAAUCUUGUCAGUUUCGCCCUUCUUGUCGUCUCCUCUUCUACUCUGAUAAUUUACAAUGUGAUACAGAUGAACAAUUGUUUAGCAAUUUUGAGGAACAUGAAAUUUGUAUAUUCUUCCAAAUGUAUUUGUAUUUGCUCUGUGAAAAAAUAUUUAUUUUUAUUUUUCCAGAUGAUCCUUAAUAAAUAACGAGUUCUUGCUGUUCA
Messenger RNA from Dioscorea cayenensis subsp. rotundata (Guinea yam), 1736 nucleotides. RefSeq names its product cold-responsive protein kinase 1-like. Bases 336 to 1475 code for a protein of 379 amino acids. Gene Ontology annotation, molecular function: ATP binding; protein kinase activity. Gene Ontology annotation, biological process: protein phosphorylation. The transcript is spliced from 7 exons. Lineage: Eukaryota; Viridiplantae; Streptophyta; Magnoliopsida; Dioscoreales; Dioscoreaceae. The record is from RefSeq and is a predicted model, not a curated record.